AUGCUGAGAAAUGUGUAUUAAGUCUCGCUGUUCCUCAGAGAGUCCUGCAGCGAGUCUGGCCAGCCAGAGGCGGUCAGCCUGAGUCUCAGUGAACUGGACCAGGAUGACAGGAACAGGAAGAGAGCAAAGCCCGGCAGACCACUGGCCACUAAUAAAAAGGCACGUCAGGAAAAGAGCCAGGUGGAGGCGCCACCGGGCCGGAGAGUGAACGGAGCUCAGCGGAAUGGAGGGGGAAACCCAGUCACUCUGUUUGAGAUGGUCAAACAGGGCAAGAGUGCCAUGCAGUCGGUGGUUGAUGAGUGGAUCGAGGCCCUGCUGGACCUCAUCAACUUCUUCAUCUGCUGCUCGGGCUGCAAAGGUGCUGUGAGAAUUGAGAUGUUUCGCAACAUGCAGAACGUAGAGAUCAUCCGAAAAAUGACGGAGGAGUUUGAUGAGGACAGUGGUGAUUACCCACUGACCAUCUCUGGCCCGCUGUGGAACAAAUUCCGCUACAGUUACUGUGAGUUCAUUGCGGUUCUGAUCCGACAGUGCCAGUACAGCAUCAUCUAUGACGAGUACAUGAUGGACUGGCUCCAGGAAAACCAAGAUGAGAUUGAAAACAUGAUGAACUCGAUCUUCAAGGGAAUCUUCGUUCACCGUUACAGGGAUGCGAUAGCUGAGAUCAGAGCCAUCUGCAUAGAGGAGAUCAGAGUGUGGAUGCAAAUUUACAGCGAUGCCUUCCUGAACGACAGUUACCUAAAGUAUGUAGGGUGGACUUUACACGACCGGCAAGGGGAAGUUCGGCUGAAGUGCCUGAAGGCCUUACAGAACCUCUAUUCACACCGAGAGCUCUUCCAGAAACUGGAGCUGUUCACAAACCGCUUCAAGGAUCGGAUCGUGUCUAUGACUCUGGAUAAAGAAUAUGAUGUGGCAGUUGAGGCCGUCAGAUUAAUCAUAUUAGUUUUGCAAGGCAGUGAGGACGCUCUGUCUGACGAUGACUGUGAGAACGUGUAUCACCUGGUGUACUCCGCACAUAGACCGGUCGCCCUGGCUGCAGGAGAUUUUCUCCAUCGCAAGGCAUACUUGCAUACUCAGGCUGAAGAGGCUCUGGCAAAGCAUCGGGGGAGGAGCAGCCCAAACGGGAACCUGAUCAGGAUGCUGGUGCUGUUCUUUCUGGAGAGUGAGCUUCACGAGCACGCAGCGUAUCUGGUGGACAGUCUGUGGGACAGUUCUCAGGAUCUGCUGAAGGACUGGGAGUGUAUGACUGAAGUACUGCUGGAGGAACCGGUGCAGGGAGAGGAAGUGUUGUCAGAGAGACAGGAGAGCGCUCUGAUUGAGCUGAUCGUCUGCUCCAUCCGGCAGGCCGCAGAAGCUCAUCCUCCUGUGGGCAGAGGAACAGGCAAACGGGUGUUGACGGCAAAAGAGAGGAAGACUCAGACUGAUGACAGAAAUAAGCUAACGGAACACUUCAUUAUGUCUCUCCCCACGUUACUGUCGAAGUACCAGGCGGACUCUGAGAAAGUGGCCAACCUUCUGCAGAUCCCUCAGUACUUUAAUUUGGACAUCUACAGUACAGGACGGAUGGAGAAGCACCUGGAUGCUCUUCUGAAGCAGAUGAGGCUGGUGGUGGAGAAGCACACAGAGCUGGAGGUUCUGGAGACCUGCAGUAAAACCUUCAGCAUACUGUGCAGUGAGGAGCUCAGUAUCAUGAACAGAGUGGACAUUGCCUGGAGCCAGCUGAUAGAUGAGCUGACCGACAGAUUCAGCCAUGCAGUGGAGGAGCUUCUGCAGGAGGGAGAUGAAGCAGAUGAUGAUGACAUUUACAGCGUCCUGUCCAGCCUCAAGAGACUCACUGCCUUUCACAAUGCCCAUGAUCUGACCAGCUGGGACCUGUUUGGGACCUGUUAUCGCUUGUUGAGAGCAGGGAUAGAGCGAAGCUCAAUGCCAGAGCAGAUAGAAGUCCAGGCUCUGCAGUGCUCACAUUAUUCAAUCAUGUGGCAGUUGGUGAAAAUCACAGAAGGCUCUCCAUCUAAGGAUGAUCUGAUUGCACUGAGAAGAGUGGUCAAAUCAUUCCUGGCUGUGUGUCAACAGUGUUUAUCCAACGUCAACACACCGGUCAAAGAGCAGGCCUUCAUGCUGCUGUGUGACCUGCUGAUGAUCUUCAGCCACCAGCUGAUGGCGGGUGGAAGAGAGGGCCUGCAGCCGCUAGUGUUCCACCCGGAUUCUGUCCUGCAAAACGAACUGCUCAACUUUGUCCUGGACCAUGUGUUCAUCGAGCAGGAUGAAGAGAACCAGAGUGUAGACGGAGAUGAGGAAGACGAAGCCAAUAAGAUCGAAGCCCUACACAAGAGGAGGAACCUGCUGGCUGCCUUCAGCAAACUCAUCAUCUACGACAUAGUGGACAUGUCGGCAGCUGCAGACAUCUUCAAACACUACAUGAAGUACUAUAACGACUAUGGGGACAUCAUUAAGGAAACAUUAAGCAAGACCAGACAAAUGGACAAGAUCCUGUGCGCCAAAACGCUAAUCCUGAGCCUACAGCAGCUCUUUAAUGAGCUGAUCCAGGAUCAAGGCCCAAAUCUGGACCGCACCUCGGCCCAUGUGAGCGGGUUAAAGGAACUGGCUCGGCGCUUCGCUCUGACCUUCGGCCUGGACCAGAUCAAAACCAGGGAGGCUGUGGCCACUCUGCACAAGGACGGGAUCGAGUUCGCAUUCAGGUUUCCGAACCCGAAAAGGCCCGACUGCCCGCCUCCGAACCUGGCCUUUCUGGAGGUCCUGUGUGAAUUCUCCUCUAAACUGCUGCGCCAAGACAAGAAAACAGUCCACUCGUACCUGGAGAAGUUCCUGACGGAGCAGAUGUGUGAGCGGCGGGAUGAUGUGUGGUUGCCCCUAAUUUCCUACAGAAACUCGCUGCUGACGGGUGGAGAUGAUGACCAUGGCUCCAUCACCAGCAGCAGCAGCAGCAAGACAGGAUCCAUCCGCAGCAGGAAGAGCUGUGCUGCCCACCGGAAACACACUGAGGAGGAGAGUGCAAAGGGUCCAUGGGCAAUGAAGGCUGAUCCCCCACCCACUGCUCAGCUAACGUCCACAGAGCUGGAACAAAACCCCUCACAUGCCACUGACCAUGCCCAAAGACACAGUCCUGACCCCGCCCCCGAGCAGCAGGCUGAACAUGACCCAGAGCCCAACUAUGGCCACAGUGCCGAGAUGUUGUGGCCGCAGAAACUGGAGGAUGUAAACAGGAAGGAGAGAACUGCAGUGAGCUACAUGAAGGCUCGGAGUGGGGGGGUCCGGGAGACUGUUCGAGGGCUGAUGGAGGACGAUGCCGAACCCAUUUUUGAGGAUGUAAUGAUGUCAUCUCGAGGUCAGCUGGAGGACAUGAACGAGGAAUUUGAGGACACUAUGGUCAUUGAUCUGCCUCCGUCCUGUAACCGGCGAGAGAGAGCAGAACUGAGGCCGAACUUCUUUGACUCGGCUGCCAUGAUGGAGGACGAAUCGGGGUUUUCGAUGCCGAUGUUCUGAGGCGAUUAAAGGACGCUGUGAUCUCCAGCGUCCACAGAAGAGCAUCGCUGAGACAGAGCUCGUCCUCACAGGAGCGUCCAGCUUCUCCUGCUGCUCUGGACGCAGAGUUUAACCCUCCUGUUAUGUUCAAGUGUGAGAAACAUCAACAAUCGAAUCUCAGAUCCAAUCUAUGUUUAACCGUCAGAGUAGCUCAUAAACAUCUUUAGCUCAAUACCAGUUUAAUCAAAAUUAAAUAAAAAUAAUAAUAAAACAUGCAAAAAUUAGACAUUCAACAAAUUAUUACUUUUUUCAAUAUUUUUGACAUUUUCUGUCUUUAUGCUGACUAAUACGAACAAAGCAUCUCAUCUCUUCUGUUAAAGGUCAAACUGUCCCUCAGUCUCUUAUUCUCCAGGGUAUGUUUUGGUUUGUCCCUCUGAAUGUUUGUGACCAAAUCAUAAGGCUAAUUAUUCAGUAACUGCAUGAAAUAAAUGUAAUUUAUUUAAUUUAAUUAUUUUUUGUUAAAGUCCCUCAAAUGAACGGAACAUGUGUUUUCUGAUCUCCACAUAUUUCCAAUUUCAAAGUUUACAAUUUCCUGCUGAAAGCCAAAAAUCUCAGACGCUCUUUGUGUUGUUUUAUAAAAGUAAUGUUUCCAGAGCAGAUCACUGAAGAGACGCCGUCUGUUUAUAGUUUAU
Molecule: messenger RNA, 4172 nt
Organism: Pygocentrus nattereri (red-bellied piranha)
Lineage: Eukaryota; Metazoa; Chordata; Actinopteri; Characiformes; Serrasalmidae
Gene: stag1a
Product: stromal antigen 1a
Biological process (GO): sister chromatid cohesion
Cellular component (GO): chromatin; nucleus; cohesin complex
Molecular function (GO): chromatin binding
Source: RefSeq, a predicted model, not a curated record